AUGGAACACUCUCGAGAUAGAGCUGCUGGUGGAUCUGUUAACAGUCCUCCAUGGUUUAAUGGAGGUUGUGAAAAGUAUACUCAAUGGAAGAUAUACAUGAAAUCAAACCUAUAUGCACAAGAUGAGCAUGUAUGGAAUAUUGUUGAAAAUGGCUGGAAGGUACCUGUGGUUCCAGCUAAAGGUGAGAGUUCAUCUACUGCCAUUCCUAAACCAAGGAAGGAUUGGACUGAAGAGGAAGUACAUGAUCUUCAAGCUGACUUCAAAGCCAAGAACAACAUAUUUACUGCUCUCUCUGAACGUGAGAAGCUAAGGAUCAGUCAUUGUGACACUGCAAAGCAGGCUUGGGAUUUGCUACAAACUACAUAUGAAGGUAACAAAAAGGUACGAGCACAAAAACUGCAAGGUUUGAUUUAUGAAUUUGAAACUAUGACUAUGAGAGAUGAUGAAACCGUGGAUAACUUUCAUGGUAGAAUUUUAAAAAUUACUGGUCAGUGUCGUAGUCUGGGUGCUCUGUUUGAUGAAGAUAAGGUUGUUAAGAAAAUUCUUAGGGCCUUGCCUGAAAAGUUUCAUUCUAAGGUCACUGGCAUUGAGGACUCUUUUGACAUUGAUGACUAUCCUCUGGAUGAACUUAUUGGAAAUCUAAAAACUUAUGAGCUAAGACUAAAACCUGAAAAGAAAUCUACGGGUGUAGCCUUCAAGGCUGUGAAAGUAACAGAAGAGGAAGAUGAACCAAUGGAUCUUGCUCUUUUGACUAAAGAGUUCAAAAAGUUUCUUAAAAGCAAAACCUCUUCUAGGAAUUCCAAUGCUCACAGGAAAAACUCCUUUAAUAGUGGUAGUAGUGAUAACAAUGCUAAGAGCGGGAAAGGGAAUUUUAAGGGAAAUAAUUAUGGUAAAACAAAAUGCUAUGAAUGUGGUGGCUAUGGCCAUAUUUCUACUGAUUGUGGUAACAUGAAGCAUGGAAAUAGCAACAACAAAUCUCUUCUCUCGACGUGGAGUGAUGAUGAGACUCAAGGGGUUGAAAAUGUAGCUUUUGUGUCAUCUCUCUCACUUGAAUCAGAUAGUGAUGAAAGCUUCUCAGAUGAUGAGACUACAGUCCGCUGCAAACAACUCUAUAAGGCAUCGAAAGCUACAUUGAUCAAGAAUCCAAAUUUGGAAGAAGAGAUUCAGAUCUUAAAAGUUGAGAAAAAUAAGUUGGAGCUUAUGUGGAAGAGUUCUCAGACCGCAUGGGAACAAGAAAGAACCAAGUUCACUGACGAGUUACGCAACUCACAAGGUGACAAAAGUUCACUGACUUGGAAGACAGAAUGUGCCGAGCUAAAAAACAAGAGCAAAAUGCUGGAACUUGAGGUAGAACUAAAGUCCACUCAAGAAAAGUUCACAAAGUUUGAGAUACGCUCUGGAGCUGCAUCCAAAUUAUUUGGUUCAGGAAAAGCCUAUCAUGAUACCUCUGGACUUGGCUAUUCUGGAGAAAGUUCCAAAAGUACACGAUUUGUGAAGGAGAUGAAUCUAGUUGUGGAGAAGAGUGACUUGUUCAUUGAGGUCAUCAAGGAAACUAACACAGGGCCAAAGAAAAAGGGUGAUAAUCAACCUAAACAUCAUCAGAAUGUCAAACAGGUAAAGAUUGACCAAGGGACAUUAACUGGUCAAAGCAGACCUAGAUGUAAUGAGAGACUUACAACACCUCUAUUUGUUGAAGAAAAGCUGUCUGUAGAAUCUUUACAUUGUGAACUUAAAGAGCAGAAGGUGCUUACUAUUAAUAAAUUAGCUGAUUUGAUCACUAAGGUAAACAUGCAAACUAAAACAAGUAAACCUGUAUGGAUUAGAAAAGAUUUGAAUAAUCACCUUCUUGCUCGCACAGAUUCCUCUGAUUCACUUAACUCUAUUGAUGCUACUUGUCUCAUGGCAUGUGUAAGUACAGAUAACACACCAUCACACAUUGAGGCAACCUGCCUGGUAGCACUCACUGCCUUGGCAGACAAGCGAAGGAACUUCUGGUAUGUCGACAAUGGAUGUUCCAGACACAUGACUGGAGACAAGGGUUGGUUCUCUUCAUUUCAGGAUGAAUGUACUACAGGUUCAGUUACGUUUGGUGAUGGAAGGAAAGCUAAGAUUCUUGCACGAGGCACUGUUAAUACUCUUGGAGUACCUAAUUUCAAGAAUGUUCUGUAUGUUGAAGGUCUAACUGCUAAUUUAAUCAGUGUCAGUCAUUUGGCAGAUGAUUAUAAGGAUGUUUGGUUGGGACAUGUGAACUAUCAGGACUUGCUCAAGCUAUCCACUAAACAAUGUGUUAGAGGAUUGCCAACUCUGAAUGGCAAGACUGACAAGGUCUGUGGAGAAUGCAAAGUUGGGAAACAAACCAAGGCUCCACACAAGGUGGUAAAUUCUGCAACUACCACACAAGUUUUGGAGUUGCUACAUAUGGAUCUCAUGGGACCAGCUCAAACUAAGAGCAUUGGAGGAUUAAGUCAGAGAAUGAUAAUGGAAAAACAGUCAUCUAAUAUUUGCAUGGUAAGAGUAAGGUCUGAUAAUGGCACUGAGUUCAAAAAUGCUGCUUUUGCUAACUAUUUCCAUGAGCUAGGUGUUUCUCAUGAGUUUUCAGUUCCCAUUACUCCACAGCAUAAUGGAAUAGUUGAAAGGAAAAAUAGAGUGCUACUGGACAUGGCUAGAGUAAUGCAACAUGCUGCAGGCCUAAGCACAAAUUUUUGGGCUGAAGCAAUCAGUACUGCAUGCUACACCAUCAGCAGAGUCUUUUUGAGACCUGGAGCUGAACAAACAGCUUCUGAGCUAUGGAAAGAUGCAUCAUCAUCUUCAAGUUCAGUUUCACAAGACACACCAACAAGUGCUAAAGAAGAAGAAAACGUUGACAGCAUCUUGGAGCCAGCUCCACAGAUGAGAAGAGGCUUCAAACAAGUUCAGAAGGAUUACUCUAGUCGAGAUAUCAUUGGGAAAUAUCAGAUGGCCUAA
Rosa rugosa (rugosa rose) is the source of this 2964-nucleotide messenger RNA. RefSeq lists its product as uncharacterized. The transcript is spliced from 6 exons. Lineage: Eukaryota; Viridiplantae; Streptophyta; Magnoliopsida; Rosales; Rosaceae. Gene Ontology annotation, biological process: DNA integration. Gene Ontology annotation, molecular function: zinc ion binding; nucleic acid binding. The record is from RefSeq and is a predicted model, not a curated record. Bases 1 to 2964 code for a protein of 987 amino acids.